AUGGCGGAUUUACCCAACGCACGCGUUAACGAAUCAGCUGCGUUUUCUCACGUCAGUGUAGAUUACUUUGGACCUUUGUACAUCAAGGAAAAGAAAUUUCGAAACCGACCUCAAAUCAAGGCAUAUGGGUGCGUCUUCAUCUGCAUGGCUACCAAGGCUGUACAUAUCGAAAUUGUGAGCGAUUUGACAACCGAUGGUUUCCUGGGCGCUUUCGGGCGUUUUAUUGGCCGUAGGGGAAUUCCUUCUCAUGUUUAUUCUGACAAUGGAACGAACUUCGUGGGUGCAAAUAAUGAACUGCGGGAACUUUAUCUCCUGCUCGAAUCCGAGCAACAUCAGGAUCUAAUUAACGAAUAUGCUGUGCGCAAAAACAUUACGUGGCAGUUUAAUCCACCCCUGUCGCCACACUUUGGGGGCAUUUGGGAGGCUGCUGUAAAAUCGUUCAAGCACCACUUUAAGCGAGUAGUAAAAAAUCAACUUCUUACAUUUGAAGAAUUGAAUACUCUCGCAAUACAAAUCGAAUCGAUCCUUAAUUCUCGUCCCCUCUGUUCAUUAUCUAAUGAUCCCAACGAUCCUCUAGCAUUAACGCCUGCUCAUCUUUUAAUAGGGCGUCCGCUCACCAUGCUGCCUGAAAAUGAUCUUUCUGACGUUCCAGAUAACCGUCUCAAGGUCUGGCAAUUUAUCACCAGGGCCCGCCAGGACUUUUGGAAACGCUGGCAUUUGGAAUAUCUCAACGAACUCCAGAAACGGCAAAAAUAG
Molecule: messenger RNA, 756 nt
Organism: Megachile rotundata (alfalfa leafcutting bee)
Lineage: Eukaryota; Metazoa; Arthropoda; Insecta; Hymenoptera; Megachilidae
Source: RefSeq, a predicted model, not a curated record